AUGAUACAUUUUGACAAUGAGUCUUUGGAUAGCAUUGUCCUUAGGGACACAUAUAUAGCUGAAAUCCUGUCAGAAAUACCCGCAGAACAGAAGCUAAAAAACCCUAACCAAUCAACACUGCACAAUCUUAUAAUAGCUAACGACAUAAUAAAGGCAAUACAUGCCGCAAAAGCAGGCAGCGCAGCAGGAAUUGAUGGCAUCCCGUAUAAACUUCGGAAAAGCCUGUUGCAUAGGAGGAUCCUACAAGAAAAAGCAAUGCUAGAUGCACCAUGCUUCCAUGUAAAGAACACUCUAACCAGAGUAUACCAAGAUAUCCAAACACAUGGAGUGGACCUCAGAACCAACUUCACACUAGGCUGGAUGUGCCCUAUCUACAAGAAAAAUGAGAGAACUGAAAUUGAAAACUACCGACCAAUAACACUACUGAAUAUGGACUACAAGUUACUCACCAGAGUGCUUGCCGUACAACUUGCCAGCAUAAUACCACCUCUACUACAUGAGAACCAAGCUGGAUUCAUCCCCGGUCGCUCUAUCUUCAACCAGACACGACUUGCACAAUCCAUGAUUGACCUGGCGGAGGCAACAGAG
Messenger RNA from Heterobasidion irregulare TC 32-1, 588 nucleotides. RefSeq lists its product as uncharacterized. The transcript has a single exon. NCBI's taxonomy places the organism in Eukaryota, Fungi, Basidiomycota, Agaricomycetes, Russulales, Bondarzewiaceae. The record is from RefSeq and is a predicted model, not a curated record. The annotation marks the transcript as partial.